CGUUCUCUGGCCCCGGAGUUGCACUUCGCGACGCGCGACAGGCGCCUGCCGCGAGUACACCAACCACCCAGGUCACGUUUGCGGACACCUCUCAUCUCUGCGAAGGUCACUGAUCGACUUUCAAGACGAUGCAGCGUCUUCGCUCUAUAGACUGGGCGGCAGUGCGUCGAGACAGCCACAAUGUCUUCACCAAACUUAUAAGAACUCGUGACCCUCGCGACAUCGAAGGCCCGGAUAUUACUGUACCAACUCGAACACGACUCUCCCGGUGCCUUUCUACGCUGGAUUUGAUUUCGCUGGGAGUUGGAUCGUGUGUUGGCACUGGAAUGUAUUUGGUGGCGGGGAUGGUCGCCCGCAAGUUUGCCGGCCCCGGAGUGGCGUUGAGCUUUAUCAUAGCAGCACUAGCGAGUAUAUUCUCAGGGGCAUGCUAUGCGGAGUUCGGCGUCAGAGUUCCCAACACGACUGGUUCGGCUUAUACGUACUCCUACGUCACAGUCGGCGAAUUCAUUGCUUUUGUCAUUGGCUGGAAUAUGGUGCUUGAAUAUAUGAUUGGAACGAGUGCGUGUGCUCGCGCAUUGAGCGCCUGCUUCGACUCCUUAUGCGAUGGUGCCAUCGGCAACUACCUAGCUUCCAAAAUCGGCACUAUUUAUGGCAAGCCUCCGGAUUUCCUCGCUUUCGGAAUCGCCCUAUUGAUGACCAUGGUGCUAGUAGCCGGCGUGAAGAAGUCUUUAUUCUUUAACAACGUCCUCAACGCUAUAAACCUAAGUGUUUGGGUUUUCAUUAUGGGCGCCGGCCUCUUUUAUGUGGAUACAAAUAACUGGACUAAGCACAAGGGGUUCUUGCCGUAUGGAUGGAGUGGAGUGUUCAGUGGUGCUGCUACUUGCUUCUACGCUUUCAUUGGAUUCGAUAUAAUAGCGACUACUGGAGAAGAGGCGACCAACCCUAAACGUUCUAUCCCUCUGGCGAUUGUCCUUAGCUUGGCCAUCAUCCUCAUUGCUUACGUCAGCAGUUCCAUGAUGCUCACUCUUAUUGUACCGUACAAUGAAGUGGAUAUGGACUCAGCCCUCAUGCAAAUGUUUGCAUACGUGCAUGCACCCGCGUGCAAAUACAUCGUCGCUAUUGGUGCUCUCGCAGGCUUGACCGUUUCCAUGUUUGGCUCCAUGUUUCCUAUGCCACGGGUAGUGUAUGCCAUGGCGUUAGACGGAUUGAUAUUUACGCAACUGGCCAGAGUAUCGGAGUCGUCUGGCACUCCAGCGCUUGCCACCAUCUGUGGAGGUAUCACAGCAGCCAUCGUCUCCCUCCUCAUCCAGCUUGAGGUCUUGGUGGAAAUGAUGAGCAUUGGUACUCUUCUGGCUUACACCUUGGUCUCAACUUGUGUGCUGAUACUUCGCUACCAGCCGCAUUCCACCAAUCUCGUUGAGCUGUUGCCCCAGAGCCUUCGGACACCAGUAGACCCCGAGGGAACUGCAUCUGGACAACGGGAGACGACCUUCGCUGGAGUCGGGCAAACUCAUAUGAUGACAUCUAGUCAGCAACGGGUGAUGAUACGCCGAGUCACCCGCAGCUCCCCUGACUCAGAUGAUACGCUCCCUGGUGAUGACAGCGAGGAGUACGGACGAGACGAUGCCUUUUUGGUUAACUCUAACACCGAGAACAAGUUUUACGGAGCAGUACCAGGAGGUUGCUCAGCUAACCCUUCCCGAUGCGCCCGCUUCUUCAACAAUAUCUACCGUCAACUGCACGCGAUGUCGUAUCUUUGCCCUGGUCUGCUGCCGUGGGUAGACUGCGGCCCGGCUACUGAAGUUUCCGGUAUGUUCGUCAUCAAAGCAGUUGGUUUGAUGUACGUUUUGGUGAUCAUUUUCGACAUGUUGGCUGCCUAUGGAAGUCCGAGCGAGUCAACUUUCACUGCUGUCGCCAUGAUACUUCUGAUCCUGGCCAUUUUUAUCAUUCUUCUCGCCAUCUCCCGAAAACCACAAAAUCGUGCCCACCUGGUAUAUGCGGCGCCCGGCCUGCCCUUUGUACCAGCCAUCGCUAUUCUAGUCAACAUUUACCUCAUUCUUAAUCUAUCUAUUCUGACUCUUGUCCGAUUCACCGUCUGGAUGAUACUUGGUCUGAUAAUGUACUUCAAGUACGGAAUUAAGAAUUCGACUUUGGAAACGAACCCACCGAUGCCUCGGGCUCCUACUCCACCACCACCGAACCCCUUGGAUCGCACCACCAUCCCACCUGCGUCCAAUAAGCCCCUGACUACCGGAGACCGCAAUAUCUUCGAAGGCGAUGGCGCUGGACUAUAUGGCAACCAUGAUACGUUCUCGGAUCCGCUUCUCGCUUGGCACGUAGCUGACUUGGAACCAGUGCAGUCAACCAGCCGCAACUCAGGUUACAUGCAGGUGGAAACGCGAUACAACGAACGUACUAACGUGACGACCUCCCACACUUCAAGCCGACCCCCGUGGGCCUACCCCGAUGUUACAUACGACAACUGGGACUAAAGCAAACCGGCCUCCAUGAAUCUAAGCAUAUAAUUCAUUUACGGGUAGGUAUUUAAUUAUUUACUUACAAAAAUAAGCGCACAUUGAAACAUUGUAUGAUUUUAAGGCCAAAAGCAUUUUGUAGCUGUAUUAUUUUAUUAAACUACUUAUAUUUUAUUUCAUCUCGUACCUAUCUAUUAGGUAUUUUCAUAAUUCUUCAUAAAUCCUAUUAUGUUUAAUAUUAGACAUAUAGGUACAUUUUAUGAAUAAUAGUGUCUUAUUAUAUGUGAGAAGAUCGACGGAACAUGUAGGAGAUAACGGUAAAAAUGGAAAAUUAAAGUACGAGUACCACGGCAACACUGACCUCUGCUAAUACAAGUACGCUGGUUCUGCGAUUGCCGACCUGUUUUUUUAGGCAACUUAAGUGAACGUCAUAUUGAGGGCGUACUGGGAAUUAAAUGUUAGUGAUGAAACAUCUGUCAGCAUAGUGUCAACAUGAAGAUCAUUCAACACAAAGUGUCAAUUUCAAUUUCCGGCACAAAAAAUAACGUUAAUUUUGUGUCGCACAACUCUUCCAGCCUACUUUAACGUUAACGGUAAUAUUAAAUACGUCACUCGCAAAUUUUCGUAUUUAGCUGCAGUUCUAUAUCGCAAAGAAUAUAUUAUGUAGGAGUUUCAGAUUACGUGAACAAAAAACAAAAAUACUUCUCAGCCACCUUUCGACGACACGUUCCGUCUAUCUUAUUCCAUCUCAUUGUGUUAAUUUAUUACGAAAGCCAAAUGGUUCAAACUUGGUUUAAAGCGAUACGGCAUUCGGCGAACUGAUCUUUUCUAAAAGGUGUGAUAAAAUGUCUGAACGUGUGUUAAAAUUUCUCUUAAAUGUUUGGUAUCAAAAUUUGUACUGAUAAUAUUAUUAAAUAAUUUGAUAACUUUAAAAAUUUUAACUACUUCCAUAGAAGAUUUAUUACUACUAUACUGACUAUUUUAAAAUCUGAUCUCAAGACUGGUACAUAAUAUCAAACAGAUAUGGAUUUGAGUAGGUAAGCGUAAGUAAUGUGCACUAAACUUUUAAUUUUCCAAAUGAAAAAUAGAGUUCGAUAUCUACCUGCC
Molecule: messenger RNA, 3581 nt
Organism: Maniola jurtina (meadow brown)
Lineage: Eukaryota; Metazoa; Arthropoda; Insecta; Lepidoptera; Nymphalidae
Product: probable cationic amino acid transporter
Exons: 18
Coding region: 129-2492 (787 amino acids)
Biological process (GO): transmembrane transport; amino acid transport
Cellular component (GO): plasma membrane
Molecular function (GO): amino acid transmembrane transporter activity
Source: RefSeq, a predicted model, not a curated record